GACGUUCGAUAGCGAGACAAGUACCCACUGAACAAUAACAGAUGAAAAUAUUUACGAUUACAUAUAGAAAAGAAGUGAGGAAAUAAGGAAAAAAAAACAGCAACAACAACUACAGCUGAUCGAGCGUCACAAUUGUAUUUGUAUGUGAGAAUAAGUGUAAAUCGUAUAGUUUUAUCAUGUGGUGGUGAACCACGAUCGUAAUUAAUAUGAGCCGCGCAACGUGCGACCUACAAAUAUAUUUAUGCAAAGUCUGGUGGCUGCUGGUGGCAGAGUGAACAAAUAGUCAACAACUGCGUAUUCUUUAUGCCAUGAGCACAAAGGAUGGAUGGAAAAAGCUCGCAAUGUUUUGUCAGGGAUUUGGAUCUGACGCUGCAACCACGUAUAGCACCGCGAUACAAAACUUGGCUUCCCCUUGCUACGCAGCAGCUAAGAUUGAGAAGUCUCGUUCGAGUAAUUGGAUACAACUUGGAAAUUGAUGAGAAACAUGAGACAUGCUGGUUCUACUAUACCUUGCACAGAUCUAGCAUGUCAUCGCCGUUUUACACGAGCGAAACUAUUGACAACGUUAGCGCAAGAUGGGCCAGCCUCGAGGUGCCUACCAUUCACGCAACAGGAUUGUCCGCCGCCAGUGAAAUUGUUGUACGUUUAUGGAGGAGAACGAAUUUGAAGGAUUCUACGUCGGACAUGAGCGUGUUCGCGUGGAGAAUAUCUUUCUCCGGUCUGGCUUAUAUUGGACCGAAAUCACCAUCGAAUUUUCAUACAAUAUUGCGCGACGAUUCGUUGAUAUUUCAUUUGCACGGGGGUUUCUUCGCUCCCUCGUAUUGCCUCAUUAAAAAUUCGGACGACAAGCGAUAUCUUCGUAUGUCGAUACCAGCGAUCGAGAUACGCGACAGCUACACCGUGGUCAAGCUCACCAGUUUGAGAAGCAAAAUGCAAGCGUUGAAACAACAAACCGAAUCGUUACAGACGUUGCGGGAGACAAUAGCCUCGGGUGAUCAAAUCAAAUCGCCCAAGUACAAACAAACCUCGCUCAAUCGAUUGUUACAACCGAAGAAAUUAAGCAGAGAAAAGAAGGCUGAAAUCCUGAGGAUACGAAAGGAACUCGAAGUUGCCAAGUUCCGGACUAAGUUGUUGGAACAAGAGAGAAUAAGAAAAAUGGGAGAAUUGAGAAGCUUGAAUCAAUUGCGUAUGAAUAUUAUGGAGAAGAAUCAAGAUCAUGGCUCGGAGCUCAUGGAAAGGUAUCGAGAAUUGAACAAAGACAUCGAAAGAUUACGGGAAUGGCGUCAGAUACACUCGGAAACGCGUGACGUUUACAUGCAAACAACGUCCAAAUUGGCACACCGACGUCGUCAACUGAUCUCCGAAUUGGGUCUGAUAUAUCCAAUCGAUCAGGAGAAAGAGAAAAAGUAUACCAUCAAUAAUGUGCAUUUGCCUGAUAGCGAGGAAUUAGAAUCGUCGAAUGAUACUCAAGUUGCCGUUGCUCUGGGUUUCGUCGCUCAUACCACACAAAUGAUUGCCAAUUUCCUCAAUGUACCAACGAGAUAUCCAAUCUUGCAUUAUGGAUCCCGUAGCCGUAUCGUUGAUCACGUUACCAAUAGCCUUCCUGACAACGAGAGACAGUUUCCACUGUUUGCUCGGAGCAAAGAUAAGCUCCAAUUUCACUACGCGGUUUAUCUCUUGAACAAAAACAUUGCCCAACUUCGAUGGUAUUGCGGUCUGCCGACCUUUGAUUUGAGAGCGACUCUGCCGAAUUUAACCUCUCUCAUGAUCAAUAUCAAACCAAAUCAGCCCUUGGAUAUUACAAAACGAACGUUAUCCGGGUCGUCGUUGGACAUUGAUAUGGGCGGAAACGGAAAGCGCAACAAUGCGCUAUCUUUGACACCGCCGAUUCAGAAAGGAGCGUUUGAUAAAUGUCCACGAACGCCGAAAUUGGGGAACCAAUUGAGAAAUGUCAAGACCACAUUGGGUUCGUCUUUGGAUCAAGGCCUGGAUAUGCCGUCGUCUUCGCACUUGAAUGUGCUGAGCGUUCAAUCAAAACGCAUUUGUAAAUCGGAGGAAAGCGCGAUAGACGCGACCAAGCAUCUCUCAUUACCUAGUGAAAUAACAAGCAGCGAUGAGACUCUUGACGACACGGUUUUCGAGAAGGACAUUGAUGGAUCGUUGCCUCGCGGCAGCAGCAGAAUCGCCAAGCGCGUACCAACGCGGGAUUUGAUUGUUACCGGGAGAGACAUUGAGAUCGUCAUACCGGUCUCGGUAUCUAAGAAAGAAGCUUUGUCGGACACGACCGAAGAUUCUGCGAGCUCGAAACAGCGAAGUUCCAAUUCUAUAAGUAGUUGCGAAAUGGCGCUGAGCACAAGUCAGAAUGACAUGGAAGAAUGUAGUCCAAUAAGCGGUGGCGGCACCAGUUCCACGAACCUCGACCGAUCAACGAUCAACGGUGACGCGACAUUGAACGAUUAUUCGAUAAAUUUGAGAGAGACCUGCUACCGUGAAUCCGUCAUCUCCAAUGAUAUUGACGGCAAGAGCCUGUCGUCCGGUGAGAGCACCGCCGAUGUUUAUUCGCUGUACGAUCGUGACAAGAGCCAAGAAACCCUCACCGAGCUCGGACAACGUUCGGAAUGUAGUAGUAAUUUAUUGUCAAAAAUAUCUAUCAAUAGCGAAAACACGUGCAUCAACUGUAGCGCGUCGCUGGACGACAAGCGCACUCGUAGUUACGAUUGUAAAAAGACUUUAUCGAUUGAGGUUCGCGGGACAGCUUCCAGCUAUCCGGAAAAUAAGUUGUCCGCCGGCGGUAUGACUGGUUUAAUGACGACGCGCGGCUAUCGAUCGGAUGGAAAAUUCAGAUUGGAUGAGAAAAAUACUCGGGAUGAAUUUGUUGACGGCACUCGCGGAACCGGCUCGAGUCCAAGCUCGAACGAAACUACGGCGGAGUACAGUCAGUUGCUGCUGACCGAGAAUAAUAGAUGCGAGUCAUCAGAAUUCAUUUCCCGCGCUCUCGCUGAAAAGGAUGUCGAGCAACAGGUCAAGUGUGAAUUUCAUGCCUCGACCGACUACAUCGAUUCCAUACGGCGAAGUUCCGAAAGCGUGUUUGCAAGAACCGAAGCAUUGGCCAGUAAACGAACUAGCUUUAAAGUAAUGAAACCCCGUAUAUAAGGUUUUUUUUUUUAAUUUUCAUUCGAGCGAAUUCUCCUCUGUACGCCUUUCCAACCCUUGCAAUUUUCAAUGGUCGUGUGAUCUCGAAUAAUAAAUGACACAUUCGUCGUCUACCGAUAAUUUUUUCUUUGUCGAGAAAGAAAAACUUGAGAAAUAAAACACUGAAUUUAUAUUCAAUGAAAUGAGGGCAAUAUAAUAAUAUGGGCCUUGCGAUGAUUAUUACUCUACUUUACGCGCGUGCUCGAUUGCGUGAUUGAAGGCAGCCGAAUUUGGAAUCAUAUUUUUUUUUUUACUAUUACAAUUGUCUUAAAGAAUGGUAGAUGUCUCAACAAGAGUGUUGUUAAUAAAUAUAGUGCAAUUGACAGUUUAA
This is a messenger RNA of Venturia canescens, 3523 nucleotides long. It is a transcript of the gene Uvrag, whose product is annotated as UV-resistance associated gene. Gene Ontology annotation, molecular function: SNARE binding. The transcript is spliced from 9 exons. Gene Ontology annotation, cellular component: lytic vacuole; endosome. Gene Ontology annotation, biological process: SNARE complex assembly. The record is from RefSeq and is a predicted model, not a curated record. NCBI's taxonomy places the organism in Eukaryota, Metazoa, Arthropoda, Insecta, Hymenoptera, Ichneumonidae. Bases 322 to 3153 code for a protein of 943 amino acids.